Messenger RNA from Coregonus sp. 'balchen', 2255 nucleotides. The record is from the annotation of a GenBank genome assembly. Lineage: Eukaryota; Metazoa; Chordata; Actinopteri; Salmoniformes; Salmonidae.
AUGGAGGUGAGGAGGAGCAUAAAGAUUAUGAAGUUUUAGGGAGGAAGGGGAGUUUGUGGGAUGAUCGAUAAGGUGACGUCUGAACAAUAUAUUUGAUUGGGGAAGUUGUUAUGCUAAAGUGUUAAGAGAAUUGGAGCUACUUGUUAGUGUUUCUGUAAGGACAUGGCGCAGGGGAAAAAGCUAUCGGCGUGAAGCCAAUCGGGAAGUGUAAGGUGGAGUCGAGCAGCUUGUCUGACCAAGCAGGAAUUCAGUGGAGUAAAGGGUUAUAAAAGUGCCUGUGAGUGUUAGCACUAUACCCGGUCGAGGACACCCCCACCUCACCGCUCUCACCGACCUGCUUACCCCCUUUGCCUUUACACAUCCACAGGUGUGGGGAUCUAUUUUUCCUCGGCCUUUUUGGUAGCCUAAGGGUGGAUUCCUUUACAUUCCUUGACAUGCAGACAUGCUAAGGGGUGUGGGUGGUAUUAGCUCUUUGGAAAAACAAAUAUAUGCUCAACCUGGUGUUUGGCAUCUUAGAUUAGUGUAUUUGCUUUCGAGUUAUGAUUAGUAAACUCUGUCUGAUACAGAUAUAGACAAAGGUAUGGGACAACCCCUUCAAAUUAGUGGAUUCAGCUAUUUCAGCCAACACCCGUUGCUGACAGGUGUAUACAAUCAAGCACACAGCCAUGCAAUCCUCCAUAGACAAACUUUGGCAGUAGAAUGGCCUUACUAAAGAGCUCGUGACUUUCAACAUGGCACCGUCAUGGGAUGCCACCUUUCCAAACAAGUCACCGUCAAAUUUCGGGCCCUGAUAGAGCUGCCCCCGGUCAACUGUAAGUGCUGUUAUUGUGAAGUGGAAACAUCUAGGAGAAACCCAACGGCUCAGCCGCGAAGUGUAGCCCACACAAGCUCACAGAACGGGACCGCUGAGUGCUGAACACUCACUACCGGUUCCAAACUGCCUCUGGAAGCAACUCAGCACAAAAACUGUUCGUCGGGAGCUUCAUGAAAUGGGUUUCCAUGGCCAAAGCAGCCCACACAAGCCUAAGAUCACCAUCCCGCAAUGCCAAGCGUUGGCUGGAGUGGUGUAAAGCUCGCCGCCAUUGGAUUUUGGAGCAGUGGAAACACUUUCCCUCUGGAUGAUGAAUCACGCUUCACUAUCUGGCAGUCCGAGGGAUUAUUCUAGGUUUGGCGAUGCCAGGAGAACCCACCCGCCCCAAGGCAUAGUGACAACUGUAAAGUUUGGUGGAGGAGGAAUAAUGGUCUGGGGCUGUUUUUCAUGGUUCGGGCUAGGCCCCUUAGUUCCAGUGAAGGGAAAUGUUAACGCUACAGCAUACAAUGACAUUCGAGACGAUUCUGUGCAACCCGUUUGGGGAAGGUCCUUUCCUGUUUCAGCAUGACAAUUCCCCUUGCACAAAGCGAGGUCCAUACAGAAAUGGCUUGUCGAUCGGGGUGGAAGAACCUUUACUGGCCUGCACAAGAGCCCUGACCUCAAUCCCAUCUAACACCUUUUAGGUUAAUUGGAACACCGACUGCGAGCCAGGCCUAAUCGCCCAAAAUCAGUGCCCGACAUCGCUAAUGCUCUUGUGGCUGAAUGGAAGCAAGUCCCCGCAGCAGUGUUCCCAAAAUCUAGUGGAAAAACCUACCCUCCCUAUUAAUGCCCAUGAAAUUUUUGGGAAAGAAAUGUUCGACGAGCAGGCAUCCACAUACUUUUGGUCUUGUAGUGUAUGUAAUCCUAGUUUUUGGUGUCAUAAUUUUUGCUGUGUUUAAUUUAUUUCAACUCUUGUUUCGUAGGUGUCGUACUGCCAAGGCAUGAGUGACAUCGCUUCUCCGAUACUUGCCGUCAUGGACAAUGAGGCACAUGCAUUCAUCUGUUUCUGUGGCAUCAUGAAACGCCUAGAGGGCAACUUCCCCCGCCCAGAUGGCCAACUCAUGUCCGUCAAGUUCCAGCAUCUGAAGCUGCUACUGCAGUACUCCGACCCCGAGUUCUACUGUUAUUUGUGUCCCGCCGGAGCUGAUGACCUGUUCUUCUGUUACCGCUGGCUGCUCUUGGAACUCAAACGGGAGUUUGCCCUUCGACGAUGCCCUGAGGAUGCUGGAGGUCACCUGGAGCUCCCUGCCUCCUGACCCCCCGAAACGGAAGUGAGCUUUUUGGGCCGCCCCUAGAGACAGACCAGACCAGAGUGACAUCUGAGAGUGGUGUUGAAAGAGGCCCGCUUUCGCAGGUGAAGAAGAAGGGGAGCAAAAGAGAAAGCAGCGGAGACGACACAUGUUGA